Molecule: messenger RNA, 1729 nt
Organism: Musa acuminata AAA Group (dessert banana)
Lineage: Eukaryota; Viridiplantae; Streptophyta; Magnoliopsida; Zingiberales; Musaceae
Product: lysine histidine transporter-like 8
Exons: 5
Coding region: 26-1612 (528 amino acids)
Biological process (GO): amino acid transmembrane transport
Cellular component (GO): plasma membrane
Molecular function (GO): amino acid transmembrane transporter activity
Source: RefSeq, a predicted model, not a curated record
CGCUCUUUCUUUCGUUCUGAGACAAAUGGAGGAAAGGGGAAUGGGGACGUCGCAGGGGCUGGAGCCGGAGCUGGUCUCGAUCCCGGCGAGCCCUCGGGGGGCCUCCACGCCGGAGGCGGUGACCCCGACGGGCCAGCGGUCGCGCGGUGGCGAAGGGGAGCCCGUCUCGGCCAAGUCGGGCACGGCAUCGCCGCGGUUCCUGAGCCCGUCGAUGUCUUCGGCGUUGGGGACGCCGAUGAAGCGCGUGCUGGUGAAUCUACGGGGCUACUUGGAGGAGGUGGGCCACCUGACGAAGCUCAACCCCCAGGACGCAUGGCUCCCCAUCACCGAGUCCCGCCACGGCAACGCCCACUACGCCGCAUUCCACAACCUCAACGCCGGCAUCGGCUUCCAGGCGCUCCUCCUCCCCGUCGCCUUCGCCUUCCUCGGAUGGAGUUGGGGGAUAAUAGCUCUGACCGUUGCCUACUUUUGGCAACUUUACACUCUCUGGAUUCUGGUUAAGCUACAUGAAGCUCUACCUGGUAGAAGAUACAAUCGAUAUGUGGAACUUGCACAGGCUGCAUUUGGAGAAAGGUUUGGUGUUUGGCUGGCUUUGUUCCCGACAAUAUACUUAUCAGCAGGGACUGCAGCAGCACUGAUUCUGAUCGGAGGGGAAACCUUGAAGCUCUUCUUCCAGAUAGUCUGUGGAUCUCUGUGUUCAUCGAACCCGCUUUCGACCGUGGAAUGGUAUCUAGUGUUUACGUUUCUGUGCAUCGUCCUGUCUCAGCUCCCAAAUCUCAACUCCAUCGCUGGCCUCUCUCUCAUCGGAGCUCUCACAGCAAUCACUUACACUUGCAUGGCUUGGCUACUCUCCGUUGGCCAAGAAAGGCCACCUUCCGUCUCUUAUCAGCCCCUGUCAUCCCCUUCCUUGGGGGCUGCAGCUUACUCGGUCUCGAAUGCUCUCGGCAUAAUAGCAUAUGCAUUCAGAGGACACAACCUUGCGUUGGAGAUUCAGGCAACGAUGCCGUCGACCUUCAAGCAUCCUGCGCAUGUUCCAAUGUGGAGAGGAGCCAAAGUCGCUUACCUGCUGAUAGCCAUGUGCUUCUUCCCCAUUGCCAUCGGAGGCUUCUGGGCGUAUGGAAACCUGAUGCCCGCAGGAGGAAUACUGAAUGCUCUAUACGCAUUUCACAGCCGUGAUAUCUCCAGGGGACUUCUGGCCACAACAUUUCUGUUGGUUGUGUUCCACUGCCUCACCAGUUUCCAGAUAUACUCCAUGCCGGUGUUCGACAGCUUCGAAGCGGGUUACACGAGUCGAACCAACCGGCCCUGCUCCAUUUGGGUCCGAUCCGGCUUCCGAGUCUUCUACGGCCUCAUCUCCUUCUUCGUCGGAGUGGCACUUCCCUUCCUCUCGAGCCUCGCUGGGCUGUUGGGUGGACUCUCUCUUCCGGUCACGUUUGCUUACCCUUGUUUCAUGUGGAUUCGCAUGAAGCAGCCUCCAAGGUUCAGCUUCGACUGGUAUCUCAACUGGAGCCUGGGCAUCGUCGGCAUGGCUUUCAGCUUAGCUUUCUCUGUAGGCGGUGUUUGGAGCAUGAUCAACAGCGGGAUCCAGCUUAAGUUCUUCAAGCCUAACUAAGCUCCAGUUACUUUGGAUGUUCGUCGCGGUAACUUCUGGUGUUUUAUCAUGUCGGACGUUUACUUUUGAUGAAGUCAGGCUUGAUAGAUUCUGCAUAAAACGUUAGAUGUAUUGAAA